This is a messenger RNA of Entamoeba nuttalli P19, 1275 nucleotides long. RefSeq lists its product as hypothetical. Lineage: Eukaryota; Evosea; Mastigamoebida; Endamoebidae. The transcript has a single exon. The record is from RefSeq and is a predicted model, not a curated record. Bases 1 to 1275 code for a protein of 424 amino acids.
AUGACCUUUCAAAAAAGAACGUUUACUAUUCCAGCAGAACAGUCUAAGCCUGUACCUCCUGUUCCUCAAAAAAAAAUAGCACCUCCUACACCUUCAAAAUGUGCACCACCUCUUCCGACAAAAAAUGCACCACCAGUACCUCUGAAGAAGGUUGUACCACCACCUGGUCACCCAACAAUUAGUGAAGAAGAACAUGUUCCACCAAUUCCUGAACAUAAACAUGAAGCACCACCAAUUCCUGAACAUUUAUCAGUUAACGCGUCUCAAAGAAAUAAAGAAAUUACACAAAAUAAAUCAAAAGAAAAAAAAGAAUUAGCUAAAGAUAUUGCCGGAGAUGUUAAAGAUGUAUAUAAUAAAAUGCCAUCUAUGACUGAAGAACAAAAACAACAUGCUAAAGAAGAGGCUUCUAAGGCUGGAAAAACAGCAUAUUCUGGUGCUAAGAAAGCAGUUAAAAGUGAAGAGUUUAAACAAGCUAAAAGUCAAGUUGCCAGUGGUGCUAAAGCAGCUGUUCAUAGUAAACAAUUUAAAGCAUUUACUAGUGGACUUGCUAAAGGAACUAAAUCAGCUGUUAAAGGAGAUGCAUCAGCAAAAGAUGUUUGGAAAGAGUCAACAAAAGAUAUACCAGAUCUUGACGAAGACCAAAAAAAAGAUUUAAAACAACGAGGAAAAGAAGCUAGUAAGACAGCUAAAACAAGUUAUGAAAAGGCGUCUCAAACUGAAGAAUGGAAACAAGCCAAAGAACAAACAAAAACAAUUUCUAAAGAAGUCUAUGAAAGUGAACAAUUCCAAGUAGCUAAAAAAGAAGGAGAAAAGAAAACUGCUCAACGCAUGACUGGAAGAGAAGAUGCUGAAUUUGAUCCUAGUAUCACAAUGCAAACAUCUGUUAAACCAACUAUUGUUACUGAUGAAAAUGGAAAAAAGAAACUUGGAGUUGGAAUUACUGUAAAACCUAAAUUUGCAAUGGAUGGUGAUGAAAUUAACACUAAUGCACCUGCUAUGACUGUUAACAGUACUGUCGAUCCAAAAUUAAAGAAGAAUGAAGAUGGUACUACUGGUAUAGACUGGGGAAUGAAACCACAAAAACCAGUUGUAUCAAACGAAGUACCAAAAGGUGAUGGACCAGAAUUUUCAUUUGAUACUAAAGUGAAGCCUAAAGUCGAAUAUGAUGAGUUUGGACAACCUAAAAUGAAAAUGGACACACAAACGGGUAACUAUGGUGCUUCUUGUAAAGGGCAUUCUAUCAACGAACAACAAAUUAAGGAAAUUACAAAAUAA